This is a messenger RNA of Bombus terrestris (buff-tailed bumblebee), 2938 nucleotides long. Its product is annotated as adenylate kinase 8. Gene Ontology annotation, biological process: nucleoside triphosphate biosynthetic process. The record is from RefSeq and is a predicted model, not a curated record. The transcript is spliced from 10 exons. Gene Ontology annotation, cellular component: cytoplasm. Gene Ontology annotation, molecular function: ATP binding; nucleoside diphosphate kinase activity; AMP kinase activity. Bases 562 to 1830 code for a protein of 422 amino acids. Lineage: Eukaryota; Metazoa; Arthropoda; Insecta; Hymenoptera; Apidae.
AUCUAGUAAGUAACACACAAAAAGUAUAAAAACACGUGGCGCCAUCCAAUUAUCUGCAUACUUAGUCUUAGCAUAUUGCAGUGUUCUAUAAAUGUAUAUAUAAUAUUCAAUAAGAAUAAUGAAAUUGAUGUUUUAUAUAAACUGUUGGAAGAAAGUAAAUUAAUUUAAAUGAUGAAAUGGAGAAGAAAGCGCGUACCAUUAAUGCAAGAUUUAUGGCUUAUAUGGAGAAACAUCGCUUAUACGAACUGUUUUACGUAAAUAACCUCCAUAUUACAAAUAUAACCGAUAAUACAGUUUUAUCAAAAUCUGACAAAAACGAAACGUAUAUAGGAAAUAGCAACUCAAUUAAUGAUCCAAAAACCCGAAGAUCAUCUUGUAUUUAUGAAGCAAUAUCUUCAACUUGCUGCUAAAAGAUUCAAUGUUCCUAAAAUUAUCCUUAUCGCACCUGCAAACUUUGGUAGAUAGAAUUAUCUUAGAUAGACUUCUUCGGCUCGCUAUUUUAAAACUUAUUCGCUUGAAUUGAAAAGAAAAAAGAAAAAAUAUUUCAUAUGGACAGAUAGAAUGGCCUUAGCUAAUGUUCUUCACGAAGAAUUGGGUGUACAUCCUUUAACCUUGAAAGAUCUUCGUAAAGCUUGCCCUCAACAUGACGAUGAUUGUCAGUGCGAGGAAUCGGAAGAUCUUGCAUAUGCAAUGAAGAAAAUUUUACAACGCGGAACUUUUCAUGAAAGUGGAUGGCUAUUAGUUGACUUACCAAGAACGAAAAGAGAAGCACAAAUAUUCCAGCGUACCGGAAUAAUACCAACGCAUGUGAUACAACUUAUAGUUUCAGAUGACAAUGAAAACUGGGGAAACAUUUGCACAGAUGCGUUCGCUUGCCGUGAAACAUGUAAUCCUACAGACACAGAGAAAAAUAUAAAAAAUCGUCGUUACUUGAAAAAUUGUCGGGGCUUAUUGGAAGCGUACAGGCAUUGUUUAAUAGCAGUUGAGGUAGGUAUCAGGUCCAUCGACGAACUUGGGAAAGAUUGUGCAAAACUGGCAAAAACAAGGAAACAUUGUGGAGCACCGUCGCUUUUUCGCAUCGCGCUUAUUGGAUUUAGGGGAUCUGGUUGCACUACAUUAGCAAAAUAUUUGGCCGAACGAUUCAAUCUUGUUCAUAUUGAUUACGAUUAUAUCGCGGAACAGGCACGCUUACAACAGAAUCCUUUGGGAGAAAUGCUUCGAUUGUUCGAGUACAAAUGGGGAGAAAGACCCAAGCCUGAAAUUAGGAUUCAAAUCGUCGAAAAACACAUAUCCGGGUAUGAAUGUUUGAAAAGGGGUUGGGUUUUAACUGGAUAUCCAAAAACUGUAGAAGAUUUUAAACUAUUAGAUUUGAAUCCUACGCCUCCAAAUAGAGUAAUAUUUGUGGAGGCGAGUGGUGAUAUUUGCAGAGAAAGACUGCUUAAUCGUAGAUACAAUAUUGUCACCGGAAGCAAGCACAUUUUGUCGACAGCAAGUUAUGCCGUUAACGACGAUUGCAAAUUAGGUGUACAUUCCAGAGAUUUCAGACUAAUCGUAGAACGAGAUCUUCAAGAGUACGAAGAGAAUGUGAUCGACAUGAUGCAGUAUGCAGGUGAAUCCGCGAUAAAAAUCGAUGGAAACGAGGAAGAAAGGAUCGUCCGAGAAAAGGUAGAAGCAAGUAUAAUGCGUCCAGUUCCACCCUGGUAUUCGAGAGUACCAAGACCUUCACCUGCGAUCGAUCCCAUGAGCAACGAAUUUGACCCGGAUGACGAGCCCGACUCCAGCGUGUUUGAUGACAUACGUGCCCCCGAGCCGACAUAUACUUUUAUCUAACUUAUAGCUGUCGACCCUACUUUACCUUCCGUAAGGGUAGAAAACGGGAUACUUCCAGUGCAUCCUGUUAUCCUAAUACGCAGAGCAUCUUAUUUCCACAACAUCACACCAUUUGCAUGAUACCAUGUAUGGAUUUUUUAAUACGUAUAACUACUUUUAUUACUUUUAUUGUUUAAAUUACGAUGUAAAGAAUUAUCGAUAUAAGUAAAUUUCGAUAGAAAAUUUGUGAAAUACAGCUACUUACUCGUAUUUCCUUACAAUAAUCUUCAUGCUAAUAAACUUUAGCGACGUCCUUCAAUAUUAUUAUUUGCUCUGCGAGUAGUAGGAUCAACGAUUACGUAGACUGUAGACGAUACGUCAACCUGUUUGCUUGGGAAUCGCACCACGGAUAGUAUAUCGAUGUGGAAGUGAACAGUGUUUCGUCAAGAAAAGAAUACAGUAUAUAGUUGAAUUAAGGAUAUCACGCGCCAACAUUAACAAGGAUAAUUGCCUCAAACGCGAAGCAUAUUUCCGGAUCAAGGGUGUAUAGAGUGGGAUAGGUCGCAACGCGAUUGCAGAAUGUACGCAGGACUUGCUACGAACGAUGAAAUCCUGCUUACUUUGCCCAGCAGUUACUAAGACCUUUGCCUUUUUCAGGAGAAAUUUGCCAAAUUGCGUGCUCGAUGUCUUUAUCCUGAUAUCGGCAGAACGUGAUGUAUAUGUUCUGCUUAUUAUCGAGAUAUUCGCGAUGGCUAAUUGCGAACCUAAGCGUUGGUUGUUUAUCGCGUUAUUGAAAGUACGAUCCAACGAAACAUUUUUGCUAUUUUAUUCAAAGGAUAAAAAUUUGUACUAUAUUAUUUACUUUUGCGUAAAAGUAGCGUUCACCGUUACAACCACUACUUUGGUUCAAACUCGGAUAAAUUAAAAAUUCGGCGGUUCAGUUAUCGAUCGGAACUGAUUUCCGUAAAACUACGUACAACCCGGAAGUAAAGAGGAAACUUGGGUCGAGGAAAGUAGAGUCGGGUGGAGGUGAAAUGCAAGGAAAUGCUGCAUAAAUAUUGGAAGCAAUAUUCCAGUAUAAAAUAUGUUUUUUAAGUAUUGAAAUAAUCGUAAACUGCGAGGGGAAGAA